Molecule: messenger RNA, 2308 nt
Organism: Rattus rattus (black rat)
Lineage: Eukaryota; Metazoa; Chordata; Mammalia; Rodentia; Muridae
Gene: C4bpa
Product: complement component 4 binding protein alpha
Exons: 13
Coding region: 254-2059 (601 amino acids)
Biological process (GO): negative regulation of complement activation, classical pathway
Source: RefSeq, a predicted model, not a curated record
CGGAAUGCAAGGAUCACCUGCGUGGGUAGACCCCAGGAACUUUUUGAUAGAGCAAUUACUGGCCAGUUUUAGGAUAAUGUGAUCAACUCUCAUCUUGGGAGAAACUGGUACAGUAGAGAUCCAGUCACCACCACAGAGUCUUUCUCUGCUACUGCAGAACACGGGGCUCUGGCGUGUCCUCCUCUGCAAAUUCUCUUCCUUUUUCCAUGUGGACUGAAUUUCUCUUCCUAGAGGUGGCUUUUGCAGAGAACAAAUGUGGACAAAGCAGCACCAGGCCCUGCGCCCCACAAGAGCUGCCCACGGGAAGCUUCAUAGAAACAGAGAUGCCGUGGCCUGGCCCUUGUCUACGUUCUGCAGAGCCUCCGGUCCAACUUUGUUCCAAAUGAGCCUCACUGCUGCUCUUUGGGUUGCUGUAUUCGGAAAAUGUGGCCCACCACCUGAUUUACCCUACGCCCUGCCAGCAAGUGAGAUGAACCAGACAGACUUUGAAAGUCACACUACCCUGAGAUACAAUUGUCGCCCUGGCUAUAGUAGAGCGAGCUCAAGCCAGAGUCUCUACUGUAAACCUCUGGGGACAUGGCAGAUUAAUAUCGCCUGUGUCAAAAAGUCAUGCAGGAAUCCAGGAGACUUACAGAAUGGAAAGGUGGAAGUUAAGACAGAUUUCUUGUUUGGAUCACAGCUAGAAUUCAGCUGCUCAGAGGGAUAUAUCUUAAUUGGCUCAUCCACUAGUUAUUGUGAGAUCCAAGGCAAAGGAGUUUCCUGGAGUGAUCCUCUCCCAGAAUGUGUAAUUGCCAAGUGUGGGAUGCCUCCAGACAUCAGCAAUGGGAAGCACAGUGGUAGAGAGGAAGAAUUCUUCCCAUAUCGUUCCUCAGUCACCUAUAAGUGUGAUCCUGACUUCACACUCCUUGGCAAUGCCUCCAUUACCUGCACUGUGGUGAACAAAACAGUAGGUGUUUGGAGCCCAAGCCCUCCUACCUGUGAAAGAAUCAUCUGUCCUUGGCCAAAAGUUUUGCAUGGAACAAUUAAUUCUGGACUCAAGCAAACCUAUAAAUAUAAAGACUCUGUGAGAUUUGUCUGCCAGAAAGGGUUUGUCCUCAGAGGCAGCAGUGUAAUCCAUUGUAAGGCUGAUGGCAGCUGGAGUCCUGUACCAGUGUGUGAGCUCAAUAGCUGCACUGAUAUUCCAGACAUUCCUAAUGCUGCCCUGAUAACCAGUCCCAGGCCAAGAAAGGACGAUGUAUAUCCAGUGGGCACUGUGCUCCGUUACAACUGUCGUCCUGGCUAUGAACCUGCUACGAGAGAGCCCAUGACUGUGGUUUGUCAGAAAGAUCUCAGCUGGAGCCUGCUCAGGGGGUGUAAGGAGAUAUGCUGUCCAGUACCAGACCCAAAGAGUGUUAGAGUCACUCAUCAUGAAAAGGCACAUCCUGAGAACGACUGUACUUACUUCUUUGGUGACGAAGUGUCAUACACAUGUCACAAUGGUAAAAUGUUUUCAGCUACUUGCAAGUCAGAUGGCACAUGGCAUCCCUGGGCACCAUCAUGUUAUCAGAGCUGUGAUUUUCCGCCUGCCAUUGCUCACGGACGUUAUACAAAAUCUACUUCAUCCUUCUUCAGUACUAAGGUUACAUAUGAAUGUGAUGAAGGAUACAGACUGGUUGGAGAGGCAACCAUCACCUGCAGCUAUUUACAAUGGACACCAGCAGCUCCACAGUGUAAAGCUCUAUGUCGGAAACCAGAGAUAGGAAAUGGAGUACUGUCUACUAAUAAAGAUCAAUAUGUCGAAACUGAAAGUGUCACCAUCCAAUGUGACUCUGGCUUCGUCAUGCUAGGUUCCCAAAGCAUCACUUGUUUGGAGAAUGGAACCUGGUACCCAAAGGUGCCCAGAUGUGAGCAGGAGGUCCCUAAAGACUGCGAGCACGUGUUUGCAGGCAAGAAGUUCAUGCAGUGUCUGCCAAAUUCAAAUGACGUGAAAAUGGCCCUGGAGGUCUACAAGCUGACUCUGGAGAUCGAACAAUUACAGCUCCAGAUAGACAAGGCAAAGCGCGUUGACCGGGAGUUAUGAGCGGGUGUUCUCUCAAGGAGGAAGAAGUACCUCGUGGGCUUUCUGACUUCAGUGCCAAACAGAACGUCUGCACUUUUAGCAACCUUUGUAACUUUGGCACCAAUGUUCACGGUGAUAAAUAUCUGCUUAGAAUAAUUCAUUAAAGCAUAAUGUAAGUUUAUGAAAUAAUUAGUCAUCUUGUGACUCAAAUUUGCUUUUUGGAAUGCAAUGUGUACUUUUUUUCAAUUAAAAUCAAUCUUGCUCUUGUAA